GUAAAAAACUGGAGGAGAAGGAACUGCACAGGGACAGGGAGGAACCACGUAUAAUUUGCAGGCCUCAAAGAAGAUCACGAUUCUUCAAGAGUACUACGCUCUUGUGGUUGCCUUCACGACCGCCAUUGACGCCUUUUUUUCACUGCGCUCCACGUAUCAUCAGAAAGAAAGCGAGGUAUAAGGGUGGGGGAAAGGGAAUUUCUCUGUACAUAAUCAUUACCAUCAAGCUAAUUGGUUGUGUAGAGGAGCUGCGCUUCUCCAAUUGGACUGGAGGGUGAUCAAUCGCGAAGAUCUUUGCUCUGUUCCGUUGAAAGUGCUCUCUCCUGUUGACUUUUUCCGUUUAUUUUUUUGGCGGUGAAACCUGAUGGCUCGAAGGUGUCUGGUUCUGUCUCUGGUUUGCCUUUCUUCCUUUUUUGCAUUGCUCGAAGGAAGCCCCGGCGAUGCCGAUCCGGUUUACAAGGGCUGUGUAGAGCAAUGCCAGAAGACUGGAUGCGUGGGGACCAAAUGCUUCCAGCACUGCAAUUUUUCGUUCAAUGGAAACCCCGUUGACGGCCCAUGGUAUCUACAGGAACCGCUUUAUGUACAGUGGAAGCAGUGGGAUUGCUGCAGCGAUUGCCGUUACCAUUGUAUGCUUUCUAGAGAGGAAGAGAGGCGAAAGCUCGGGCACAAGCCUGAUAAGUACCACGGGAAGUGGCCAUUUAAGCGCGUCUAUGGACUCCAGUUUAUGCGAUCAGGAACCCGUUUCUGUGGCACUGUCGGCGCUCAAUCUUGCAGUGCAGUUUCACGGGUGGGUGUCCUUUUUCAUUCUCAUAAACUACAAACUGCCUUUCCGGCCAAACAAGACAGCAUAUUAUGAGUAUUCCGGGCUUUGGCACGUAUAUGCUAUCUUCGCCAUGAAUACCUGGUUCUGGAGCGCUGUUUUCCACAGUCGAGAUGUUGAACUGACGGAGAGGCUGGACUGCUCAUCUGGUGUGGCAUUAUUGGCAUACUCGCUGUUUCUAGCCAUCGUACGCGCCUUCAACAUAAGAGCUGAGGCUGCGAGAGUCAUGAUCGCCACACCUAUAUUCGCUUUCAUGAUAACUCACAUUUUGUAUCUGAACUUCUACGAUUUCAACCUUGGGUUGAACAUGAAAGCUUGCAUGGCAAUGGGAGGGGUGCAGAUGGUGGUGUGGGCGGCGUGGGCGGGCGCCACCCGUCAUCCCUCCCGGAGGAAGCUGUGGAUGGUGGUGCUCGGAGGAGCUCUGGCGCUGCUGUUGGAGAUAUGCGAUUUCCCGCCAUAUUGGGGGCUGGUGGACGCUCACGCGGUGUGGCACGCGACGACGGUGCCGGCGACGUAUCUGUGGUGGAGCUUUGUUAGGGAUGACAGCGUGUUCAGAACCUCUGCUCUGGUGAAGAAGACCAAGUAGAAAGAAAGAAGGCUUUUGGUCGUGUGAUAGAUGAUGAUGAUGCACUGCCUUUCUAUUUAUUUGAUGUUUUAUAAGUCGUGUGUUUUAAUUUCCAGUUUUUGCUCACAUGGAUUUAUUAUGCUGUUCUUGGAAUGGCAUUUUUAUGUCUUUGUGGGUUGGGAUGAUGAAUGGUGAUAAAAUGGGCCUAAUUGGGCCUUAGUUAGUUUGAGUUGCCAAUUUGAUCGCAUUUGAAA
This is a messenger RNA of Andrographis paniculata, 1639 nucleotides long. RefSeq lists its product as uncharacterized. The transcript is spliced from 5 exons. The coding region runs from base 534 to 1406 and encodes 290 amino acids. Gene Ontology annotation, cellular component: endoplasmic reticulum membrane. Gene Ontology annotation, molecular function: hydrolase activity, acting on ester bonds. NCBI's taxonomy places the organism in Eukaryota, Viridiplantae, Streptophyta, Magnoliopsida, Lamiales, Acanthaceae. The record is from RefSeq and is a predicted model, not a curated record. Gene Ontology annotation, biological process: GPI anchor biosynthetic process.